AUGAAGGAUUUGGGGCCACUCCACUACUUCUUGGGAAUUGAAGUAGCCUACUCCCCAAAAGGUUACUUGUUCUCCCAAUCAAAGUAUAUUGCAAAUAUUCUUGAUCGUGCUCGUCUCACUGAUAGUCGGACUAUUGAUACUGCUCUUGAGGUUAAUGUCCGCUACACUCCCACUGAUGGUAUUCCCCUACCUAAUCCUACCUUGUAUCGUACUAUUGUUGGUAGUUUGGUCUAUUUGAUUAUUACUCGCCCAAAUAUUGCUUAUAUUGUCCACAUAGUGAGUCAGAUUGUUGCUUCGCCUACAUCUAUGCAUUGGUCUGCUGUUUUGCGCAUCUUGCAAUAUCUUCGAGGGACUCUCUAUCAGAGUCGUUUAUGCUUUUCAACUACAUGA
This is a messenger RNA of Malania oleifera, 390 nucleotides long. RefSeq lists its product as uncharacterized. Bases 1 to 390 code for a protein of 129 amino acids. Lineage: Eukaryota; Viridiplantae; Streptophyta; Magnoliopsida; Santalales; Ximeniaceae. The transcript has a single exon. The record is from RefSeq and is a predicted model, not a curated record.